Molecule: messenger RNA, 727 nt
Organism: Drosophila bipectinata
Lineage: Eukaryota; Metazoa; Arthropoda; Insecta; Diptera; Drosophilidae
Source: RefSeq, a predicted model, not a curated record
AAUUAUACAAUAAAAGAUGGACGUUCAAAGUCCUUUUUGGAUUCUUUUCCUAAGCUUGUCUUUUGUGCGAGCCACCUUGAUAUUUAACACAAAUUCCGAGUUUGGUAUUUUCAUGGCCAUUGCAAUGCCGCUUUCCUUAAAGAAUCGCAAUGUCUUCCUUUCCUUCAGUUAUGAGUUCAACUAUUAUCAGCCCGAGCAUAUAUACAAAUAUCCUCCGAUUUUGAUGGGAGAAGACUUCGAGGACAGUUAUCUUACCUACAGUACCACUGGAGGUGAAGGAGCUUCAAGCAGCAGUAGAUCCUUUUCUUCAGAUGAUUCUAAAAACACCGAAAAGCUGCGGCCCCAACGGGCUUUACCUGCCAUGAGCAGAACAAACUUUUAUAUCAUGCUGAAGGAUAAAUUAAAAAGAACUGGUUAUCCGGAUGAGCCUUGCCUCCUACGUCUAAUUUGCGAAACAAAUGCCUCGACGCUUGGCGAAGUUAAUGGACUCUUAGGAAACAUAGUGCAUAUCAUCUUCACGCCGAGCAGCUCGAGUGACGAGAACCUGGCCAAAGAAUACUACCAAGCCGAGUGGGAUGGCCGGCAGUAUGGCGAUUGCUCACGGUAUGCCAGCCAAUGUAAAGAGAAUGUUUUGGAUCUGAUCUCAAGGCCGUUGGACGAUAUUCUACGGGAAGUACUGGACCAACGAAAUGGAAGACAAUAAACUGGAUGGUCGGUCAGGCGCUUA